Messenger RNA from Schizophyllum commune H4-8, 4018 nucleotides. RefSeq lists its product as uncharacterized. Gene Ontology annotation, molecular function: DNA binding; zinc ion binding; DNA-binding transcription factor activity, RNA polymerase II-specific. The transcript has 22 exons. The record is from RefSeq and is a predicted model, not a curated record. NCBI's taxonomy places the organism in Eukaryota, Fungi, Basidiomycota, Agaricomycetes, Agaricales, Schizophyllaceae. Bases 1 to 3981 code for a protein of 1326 amino acids. Gene Ontology annotation, biological process: regulation of DNA-templated transcription; DNA-templated transcription.
AUGAUCAACCGGUUCGUUGAGGCAGAGCAGGACCCCUUCACCCUCACCACGCACUACCUCUCCGACUAUCGCGAGAAGUAUAUCGCGCAUUACAAGCUCGCGCGCAAUUCCAGCGAGCACGGGGAUCUGAUCGACCACAUCCGCAACUAUGUUCCUCGUAUCAGAGGCGAGAAUGGCGAAGGCAAGGUUGGGAUGGAACCGGCGCUAGAGAUGAUGACAGACGUGUUUGCGUAUUACCAUGUUGCGUUCAAGCGCUACGUCGACAAGGUAAUAGACAAGGAGUUCCUUCGGGGCAUCGAGAAGGAGAUCCACAGUGCGCUGACGACGUGCCUCCGCUUCCCAAACGCAUCCGUCCACGAGAUGAGCGUCGCCGAGGGCGUCUUCCAACAGCUUCGGCGCCAUUCGACCAUCUGCGAGACGAUCUCCGAUGCGCGGGCCUGGCGAUCCGCACGGAGAUUGCCGGCGUUGCCCCUGACGGGUUUCUAUUGUUGCAUGACGAACCCAGCACAGCGCCUAAUUUACUCCUUGAACACGACCAUCAUGAGCCCGUCGGCGACGCCUGCCGUCCAAGACGAUGAGCCCGCACGCAAGAAGCGGCGGCCGGGCGCCUGCGACCUAUGCAAGAAGCGCAAGAUCAAGUGUGAUAGCAGUCAGAUGCCGAAUAACAGGUGUACGCACUGUGUGCAGACGGGGAGCGAGUGCACACAUCAUGAGGUGACGAAGAACUUGGACACUGGCAGAGGGCGGAAGUACGUCGAGGGACUGGAGCAGCGACUCGUGAACAUGGAGAAGCUUUUCGAGAGGCUUCUUCCCGGAGUCAACAUAGCAGAAGAGAUCGAGAAAGCGAACGCGGCUGAGGCGGCACCUGCAGUCCCUGCAGACCUUGGCAACUUACCUAGGAACGAUGACGAUUCCCCAGAGGCGCGGAUGGUGUCUCGCUUUCAGAAAUUACACCUACAACCCGAUGCGCAUCGGUUUUACGGCAAAUCGAGUGGUGUUAUGCUCCUCAAGGCGACAAUCGAAGUCAUGGAUCAGUAUGCGGCGACGAAGCCCGGUUUCCGCCCACGAGAUCGAGCAAUGAGGAGACCAGAGUAUUGGACUCAAUGCCCGUGGCAAAUUAGGGCGUCCGACUAUCAGGAGCAAAGGAUGUAUCAGUUCCCUGAGGAUGAUCUCAUGAACCACCUGAUAGAGCUGUACUUCAAGUACAUCAAUCCUUUCCUUCCCCUCCUGCAUCGGCCUACCUUUGAAGGUUUGAUAAGGCAAGGAGAGCACUUCAAGGACCGGGAAUUCGGUGGUGUGUUGCUGCUUGUAUGCGCGAACGCCUCCCGAUACUCGGAUGAUCCUCGUGUGCUAUUACCUGGCGCGAACUCGCAGCACAGCGCGGGCUGGAAGUACUUUCAACAAGUCACCGUCGUCCGUUCCAACCUCCUCAAGAAGCCCACGCUGUACGAGCUGCAGAUGUAUGCGCUUUCGGUCUGCUAUGGCCAAGGGAGCUCGACGCCUCAGGGCUGCUGGACCGAGGUCGGUAUCGGGCUACGUAUGGCGAUGGAUGUGGGUGCACAUCGACGACGUACGGGAAAGCCUACGCCUCAGUAUGAACUUUGGAAGCGGGCGUUCUGGGUGCUGCAUGCCUUGGAUACCAGCCUGAGUUCCUUCUUCGGGCACCCAUGUACACUGCACACGGACGAGUUUGACCUCGAUACGCUCGUCGAAUGCGACGACGAAUACUGGGACACAGGUGAUCCGGAGACGAACAUGCAGCAGCCCAAGGGCAAGCCCUCCUACGUCGCGUUCUUCAACUGCUACGCGCGGCUCAUGGAGAUCUACUCGUACGCCAUGCGCAUGCUUUAUUAUACCCGCAAGCCGUCCAUGUACAACAACAAGGCGACACCUACGCAAGUGAUCUUGAAGUUGGACUCAGCGUGCAACGCUUGGCUGGACUCUAUACCCACACACUUGCGCUGGGAUCCUAACCGUCAGGACCAAUUGUUCUUCGACCAGUCGGCAUGCUUGUACUCGGUCUUCUACCACCUCCAAAUUUUCAUCCACAAACCCUUCAUUACGUCGUUGCAAGACCCAGCAUCCAUGACCUUCCCCUCCUUGGCGAUUUGCACGUCCGCGGCGCGCUCGUGCGCGCGUAUCAUCGAGACGCAAAGCAGACGAAGUCCUGUACCCAUGACUUUGGUCCAGUCGGCAAUCUUCAUAUCGGGGCUGACACUGCUGCUCAACAUCUGGAUAACGAAGCAAUCCGGGUUGACUAUCAAUCCGAAGGAUAUGCAGGACGUAUGGAAGUGCAUGCAGACUUUGUCGGCAGCUGAGGGUCGAUGGCAUAUUGCUGGGAAGUUAUGGGACAUUCUCCGCGAGCUCGCAUCCGCGGGUGACCUUGACAUCAAUGCACAUAUAUCGGCUCCUGACCAGCAAACAAAGAAGCGGCCACGAGACAACGCCGGUGCCUCCUCCUACUCAACCGCCGUGGAAGCAGUUGCGAAUGCAUCGCCAGCUUCCUCCGCAUCUACGCCACCCGAGACACCAUCCGCGUACAUGCGCUCCCUCCAGCAGUACGCCAUGCACGCCACCCCGAACGGCAACGGCGCCGAGCUAAACCCUCCAGAGGUGCCGCAGUUCUCAGACGAGCAGGUCGAGACUUUCCAUUUCAUGAACGGGUACAUGAACGGGCAGUACGCGAUGCCGACGGACCUUGGGACGGGGUCGGCGCGCGAGUUUGGCACGCAGGAGUUUGCGACGGCGGGGUCGGGGCAGGAUUUUGUGCAGAACGAUCCUAUGAUGGAGUUUGGGAUGUUUGGGAUGGGAUUGGGUUCGCCCGGAUUUGGUAUGGCAAGUACGAGCGGAGGCGCGGGUUCGGGGUUGGGAGGGAGCCCGCAUGGAAUGACCGGUGGGAGCUCUCCUGCUAUUGCAGCCACAGGCCACGGCGUGGGUGCUUCCGGCCUGAACGGCGUGAACGCGGCGAUGCCGAACGGGCUGAGUGCAUCGAGCUCAACGGUUGGUAGCAGCCCGAGCAGCCUGCACGCGGCAGAGGGCGGUAGUCCGCACACGCCUGCCGUGCAGGGCAACUUUUGGAACCCGGCGCCAAGUCCGUUCGAGACGGACGCAUGGCAGCGAUACCUUAGCAACGUUGACGAUCCCGGAUACCCCCAGGCUCCAUCGGUGGUGAACUCGCUACACUCGGGCCCAACCCAGCAAGCGCAGUUGCCCUCGCGGAUGAAUUCUUUAUCGCAAUCCGGGCUCGGUCAAUCACAAAUGCCCCCGCCAUCUCAGGCACUCCUAGGACGGCGACCUAUGGUCGACCUGCAGUGCCGCUCACGCGCGAUACACAACAAGUUCCGCCAACUAAAGGGGUUGCUGGCUCUAACCAAACUCAAGUCAGCAGAAUUCAGGCGCGACGUCGAGAUCGCCUCGCAGGAGGUGAAGGCGCACGUCAUCAAGGCUAGCAAAACGGCGGAUAUGUACGCCCACCUCGUGUCAAGGCUUCACGCUGCGCUCAAUCGCGCCGCCUAUCAGGCACUGGGCGAAGACCACUUUCUGCCCUUCCUCGAACCGCUUGGCGAGCUCGCCGACGUCUCCCGAUUGACGUCGGCUCUGCAGACAUUGCAGGCGUCGAUGCACACCCAUCUAGUCUAUCUGCCCGGGUUGAACGGCCAUGUGUAUGCGGGGAUCCUGCCCCUCAUCCAAGGGCGUAAAUUCCCGGUUGCCUUCCACAGGGCCGAGGCGCUCCUUCAAGGUGUGCCUCUCGAGGCCCAAAUCGACGAGCUUGUUGAAGACAAUUGUCGCACGGCUCACCAAUGGAGGGGAGUGUGGGAGGAAGUUACAGGACACUUUCGCCCGCGAUUGAUUCUUCAGAUCCGACGGCAGCCGGACGAUGUUCGGGCACAGGUCAUUGAGCCAGUUUUCGCUGCUACGAGGAUGUGCUGGGACUAUAAACUCCAGCUGGAGCGGACAGCUAUACUGAUCAAGGACGUGUAGGCGCAAGCGUAUAGCCUGGACUGGCAGUAUACAUCGG